GGGAGGGGCUCAUGUUGUGUUUCCAACUUCUACUAGCUAGCUCUUCAUUUUUAGCCCACGCGCGGAGGGGCAUUUCAAGAAAAGAGGCUGACCUGGCGUAAUGAAACACACCUGAAAUAUGAGGAGGGAGAUUGCAGCAGUGGUAUUUUUCCUGAAAAGGCUUGUGAAAAAAAGGGAGAAGUUGGAAUCGCCUAAGAUUGAGCUGUUUGUUGAGAGGCUGGCUGUUGCACUCCAGGAGAAGUUCAAGGGGCACUGGUAUCCCGAAAACCCCAGCAAAGGCCAGGCAUACAGGUGCAUCCGAGUUAACGGAUUCCACAGGCAGGAUCCAGAGCUCUUCCGGGCCUGCUGGGAGAGUGGGGUGCAGUACAGUGACCUGGGGCUGCCUCAUGAACUGACAUUGUGGGUGGAUCCAGGGGAGGUUUGUUGUAGGUAUGGAGAGCAAAACCCGUGCUUCUCAGUCGCUACUUUCAGUAGUAACGAUGAGGAUGACAAAGAUGUUGCGAAGAAGGUGACCAGUGCUCUGGAAAGGGUGACGUCAGACUACCAUUCAGGCUCUUCUUCUGACGAGGAGGGCGCACGCACUUCACCACUCACAAUCCCCACCCAGAUGAUGAAUCCAGCUGCUCCUUCCUGGCAUCCCAAAAAAAUGGUACCAGGCAACAGUCUCAUCCUCCCACAGCCUCACUUUGGCUACCGACCUCGCAGCAGGGCCCCCCACUCCUUGAGGCACAAUGUAUGGAUCCCUCCUGUCUAUAAAGGAAAGCCUGGAUACUGGGAUGUGAACCACAAUCCAGCACACUGCUACAAUUAGGAAUUAUGGUGCUAACUGUUCACACUGGACAUGUGAUCAAUGACCAAUUUUUUUCUUUUUUAAACAUGAAUUUUUUAUAACUUAAUUUCUUCUGGCGAAUUCUUUUUGCACUUUAGAUCUUUUUUGUUAUAGUUGAAAUAAAUCACAUCUAGAAAAUUGGUUAUUGAAAUUGGAAUACUACAUGUGUAAUCUUGAAAGUUUUGUAUUUUUACUACAUAAGACCUUCAUGUUUGCCACCUAAUGUCCUUUGUGAUGAAAUGUUUUAUUUAUUCAGUGAAGAGUUUUCAGAUGUAUAGGCUUAAAGUUAUGGAAUUUUAUUAAACAUUUCCAAGCAUCGUUUUAAUGUUUUUAGUAUUUAGCUCCCAACGUAUUGUGGUUGACCUGUACUUAUGUCAUUUUGAUAAUAUUUCCUAGUAGUAAAUCAUUUUACUGUUUAAAUUAGUUUAUAGCUAAAUUUGAGCUGAAUUUUAAACGGAUGUGGGGAGAUAAAAGGAGCGAUGGAGAGUUCAAGUUGUUUUAUGACAAAAUCUGUAACUCCAGUCAAGUUAUAUAACAUGCGUCUUGUUGGGUUGGGAAUUUAAUUUUAUUCAGUUUUCUGGGUAGAUACAGAAAUACUUUUGUCUUUGAGGCUGGCUAGUUAACGUGGCAUUUUUUAGUAAACAAAGUAAGAUGCUUAUAAAACAAGUUCUGGCAUCUUCUGCAUAUUUUGUGGAUGAAAUCUGUGUUAGGUUUGAGAACGGGCUGCUGCUGGCUCAGAUGGUUCAUAAAAGCUGAGUUCGCAGAGGUUCUUGAAAUCCAUAAAAAUGCUUAAGCUUUAAUCUGUUUUCAAGAUCUGAAAAGUGCUUAAAUUUUAGAUGUAAUACUCGCAGCUUAUUGUUUGGUUGUGUAGUAGUUUGCUGGAAGUUUUUGCUGCAUAAAUAAGCAAAUAACCCAACUGUUUUGCAGAAAGCAGCACAGCUACACCCGCAGUGUGAAGUAGAGUUGUGUUAGUGGCCGUUUCUUUUAUGAUAUCCAGUGGCCUGGUUUAUUUUACUUUAAUUUGUCUAUUUUAGUUAAUUCAAAUAUGUAAAUAGCACUUGCACCAACUGAAGUUAGUGUUUUUAAUUUUCAAAAAGCAAUCAUUGGCAGCACAAUGUAUUGUCCCAUGUUAUGUGUUCAGAAGUUCAGGAUGAGCAGUACAGUGCAGGCAACUUUUUCUUGUUUGAAUUUUAAGCAAUUAAGGGCACUUAUAUGAAAAGAAGUUGAUUUAUUGUUUUAUUAGAAAAGGCUAAAGGAGCUGAUGGACUACCUUUUAUCAGACUGGUUUGUUUUUGUAUCUUUCACGUUUUCAAGAAAUGAUAUAUUGAAAUGUAAGAUUUGUCAUAGAUUAGAUUGUAUAGAAUAAGUAUUCUAAAAGGUAGAUGUCACUUUAUAUAAAAAAUAAAUUUUGUCAUGUUUACCUUA
Messenger RNA from Melanotaenia boesemani (Boeseman's rainbowfish), 2254 nucleotides. RefSeq names its product B-cell translocation gene 3 (gene btg3). Gene Ontology annotation, biological process: negative regulation of cell population proliferation; negative regulation of mitotic cell cycle. The record is from RefSeq and is a predicted model, not a curated record. The transcript is spliced from 5 exons. The coding region runs from base 119 to 811 and encodes 230 amino acids. Lineage: Eukaryota; Metazoa; Chordata; Actinopteri; Atheriniformes; Melanotaeniidae. Gene Ontology annotation, cellular component: nucleus; cytoplasm.